AUGGCUCCAGCAUCUGAGGAAAGUUCUAAUGCUAGUGAUAAUUCUAUUGUUGCACCUUCAUCUCCCCUGUAUCUCCUUCCCUCUGAUUCUCCUGGCACGAUUUUGGUUACUAUGACUUUUAAUGGGACAUUAUAUGGGAGUUGGAGAGGGGGAAUAUUGUUAGGUUUGUCCUGUAAAAAUAAAUUGGGAAUGAUCAAGGGUACUAUUCCAAAACCUAGGCCUACUUCUCCUCAUUUUGAGGCGUGGAUUAGAUGUUAUGACAUGGUUGUAGCUUGGAUCCUUAAUAGUUUAGACAAGGAAAUUAGAGAAACUGUCAUGUAUAUAGAAUCUGCUGAGAAGUUUUGGAAGGAAAUUGAGCAGAGAUUUGGACAGGGUUCUUCUAGUAUCUCCUCGUAUUUCAACAGGAUUAAGAAACUAUUGGAUGAGCUUUUUUCUGUUGCAUAUCCAGACUGCGUUUGUGGUUUCAAAGAGACUUUUCAGCGUUUAGAUGAGGAAUAG
This is a messenger RNA of Nicotiana attenuata, 498 nucleotides long. RefSeq lists its product as uncharacterized. NCBI's taxonomy places the organism in Eukaryota, Viridiplantae, Streptophyta, Magnoliopsida, Solanales, Solanaceae. The transcript is spliced from 2 exons. The record is from RefSeq and is a predicted model, not a curated record. The coding region runs from base 1 to 498 and encodes 165 amino acids.